Nicrophorus vespilloides is the source of this 1477-nucleotide messenger RNA. RefSeq names its product peptidyl-prolyl cis-trans isomerase D. The transcript is spliced from 6 exons. Gene Ontology annotation, biological process: protein peptidyl-prolyl isomerization. Bases 143 to 1270 code for a protein of 375 amino acids. The record is from RefSeq and is a predicted model, not a curated record. NCBI's taxonomy places the organism in Eukaryota, Metazoa, Arthropoda, Insecta, Coleoptera, Silphidae. Gene Ontology annotation, cellular component: intracellular membrane-bounded organelle. Gene Ontology annotation, molecular function: protein binding; peptidyl-prolyl cis-trans isomerase activity.
AAAAGCGCUAUUUUAAUGUAAUUGAACAAGACGAUUUAUGCUAAGAGGGAAAAAAAAAAGUAGGUACGAUAAUUGAUAAAAUGUAUGCGACAAGUGCAUUCGAUGCAGUGCGUCCUUAGACUAUUUAGAGUACGCAUAAAAUAUGGUGGAACAAGUGGCAAAGACCGCAGACGACUUCGCAAAAUCCGAAGAUGUUCCCAUCGAAAAUGUUUAUGUCUACCUGGAUAUACGUAUUGAUAGAGAAAAAGCGGGUCGCAUCAUAAUCGAAUUGAAGAAUAAUAUAGCUCCAAAAACUGUGGAAAACUUUCGCGCACUUUGUACAGGGGAGAAAGGCAUAGGAAAAAGUGGAAAAAAAUUGCAUUACAAGGGAUGCCACUUUCAUCAUGUAAUUCCACAGUUCUUGGUCCAAAGUGGGGAUAUUUCGAGGGAUGGAACACUUAUUGAUGAUAGUAUUUACGGAGGUCCCUUUGACGAUGAAAAUUUUGUAAUAAAGCACGAUAAAGUGGGUACUGUGGGGAUGGCAAAUAAAGGGAAGAAUUCAAACGCGACUCAAUUCUACAUAACAUUGGCACCUUGCACUCAUUUGGAUAACAGUAACGUAGCAUUUGGCUACGUCAAGAAAGGAUUUAAUAUAGUUUUAGAAAUAGCAGAGUUGCCCAGGGAUGGAGACGUGCCAUUAGUCCCUUGCAUUAUUGAAGAUUGCGGAGAGAUUAAGCCUGGAGAAGAUUAUCAAAUAAACGAGAACGACGGAACUCUGGAUGUAUACCCACCGUAUCCCGAUGACAUGGAUGACAUCAAUGACCACGACAUGGACAUCGUGGUAACCGAUAUAAAGAAUUCAGGGAAUCUUUAUUACAAGAAGAGCAAUUACGUCGAUUCCGACAGAAAGUACAAAAAAGUAUUACGAUACAUCGAAUGGACGAAUAAGAAAAAGCUGAAGCACGAUACCAAAGUACAAACGAAAUUGAAGUCUCAAACGCUCUUCAAUUUAGCUUCAGUUCGAUUGAAAAAGAUGAAAUACAAAGAUGCAUUUGAUUUGUGUUCGCAGGUCAUCGAAAUAGAUCCAGAUUAUGGAAAGGCAUAUUAUCGUAGAGGACAAGCUGCAUUGAAAUUGAGAGAUUACGAUAAAUCCAUAGAGGAUUUUGAAAAGGCCAAACAGUACCAUCCGGACGAUCCUCUUAUACAAAAGGACAUGCUGUUAGCCAAAAAGUUGAAACAAUGUUACCUGGAGACGGAAAAAGCACUUUGUUCGCGCAUGUUUCAACAAUAGGAAUGUUUAAAUUGCGCCAAGACAAGUAUUACUAAAGUUAUUAUUUCAUUGGCAGAACAGAAAAUCGUAGAUAUGUUGAAUUGAAUUAAACUAAAAAUGACUGAAAAUUUUAGAAAAAAACUUGUAUGUAUAUAUACGAAAUGGUUUUUAACUCAGUUACCAUAUAUUUAAAGAUCAAUUUAUAACCAUUAUUUUUAAUAUAAAUAU